CUAGUUAAUCGUUUGCUUCUCAUACGUGAACUAUCGUUGUUUUAAGCAAACGUACUUGCAUAGAGAGCAAAGAAUUAUAAGUUAUCCACAUGCAUUUAAUCAGUAUUCAUGAAGUACUCGCACAUCCAACAAUGGAUCUCCCAUUGUAGUAAACAUUUAUUUCAAUUCGCGCUCAUUUCUUUAAUCAAGUACUACAAGUAACAGACUCCGCCAGUUCAGUUCUGCUGUAAUAUUAAAUACGAACGCACGAAACGUUUUAGCGGUGAAUCGUGUAUUGUGAAAUUCGAGGCAAAAAUGACGACGGCACAAGACGAAAGAAUUAACGGAGAGAUUGAUUGGCUUAAGUGCACGCUAUUUCCACAGCUUUUAGCAAAUAAAAAUUUUCGGACAGACAAUGCAAUUGACGGCGCCACAACUGACAAUGUAAAACUGCUCGAUGUGCAGCUAAAAUUUAUCGGGUCAGAAGAAGCUUUCAUGUUGACCACCUGUUAUCGGGCUAUAAUCAAGGUGCAGCAAAACGACAAAGAUCCAAGAACCACGACGCUCGUUGUAAAGAAAACCCCAAAUUUGCCGCAAGUGACAUUCGAUGCCAUACAGUUUGGCGCGUUAUUCAGCAACGAGAUCUUAUCUUACAACAAUAUUCUGCCGGCGUUAGAAGAAUUUACCGGAUAUAGAUUUAAUAUUCCCCGAUUCUACUAUGGAGACCUACAAAGCUGUUCAGCCAUAGUGGUAUUAAAAGAUUUUGCCGCCGAUAAUUUCUGUGUGGCCAAGCAGAAAUUCAAUCUCUCAUUGGAGCAUGCGCUUGUAGCUUUGAAAACUCUGGGUAUUUUUCAUGGCACGGGUUUCGCAUUGAAGUAUAAAAACCCCGCUGAUUUCAAGCGCUUAACCCAGUCACUGCGGGAGCCACGGUACGAUAUUACGGAGAUGCAUCCUUUAUGGGAAAUGAUAACCAAAUUUGGCGCGGAGCGUCUUGGGAUUUCUACUAGGAAGUAUCAGCCACAAAUAGAGGAGAGUUUCAUAAGUCGCUACUGUAAAAUAAUAAGUGACUUCGUCGCGUUUGGUCGCAAAAUGGUUGCACCGGUAGAACCACUGGCAACGCUUUGUCAUGGUGAUUAUUUACGCAACAAUAUAGCGUUCAAAUAUGCUGAAGUAGAUAGCGCCGAAAAGCCAAUAGAGGCGCUAAUGUUCGAUAUGCAGACAAUGCGAGUUUCCUCGCCAAUGUUAGAUUUUGCCACCUUCUUAUCCUUGUCUACUUACGCGGCUGUUCGUUGCAAGCAUUUCGACGAGAUAUUCGAGGAGUACUACACAAAUCUAGUCGUAGCAUUCAAAGAGCACACUAAUGAGGAGCAGAUACCAGAGUACUUGAGCCGUGAAUUCCUUUUGCGCGAAUACUGGCGUCUGCUACCUUACAGCCUUAGCAUCGCAUCGCAUUUUCUCAUGCAAUUGAUGGAGCCGGUGUCCGGAGGAAUGGAGGAAUUGUUUUCGCGAGAGAUGGCUAGUGAAGAAGUGAGAGAGGACAGUAUGCACCGAGGAGGCGAGGCGGUCGACCUUGAAAUAGCUCAUCAAAUGAAAGAACUAUAUGAUCUAGUGACGAAACAUAAUAUCGAUAUAUUUAAGGACUUCGAUUAUGUGUGAUCUUAAUUUAACGUGUCUGUGUAACGGCAUGUCGAAAUUGUAAUAAAACAAAUACUAUGUAAUAUUCUAUGCCUGGUCUCAGUA
Molecule: messenger RNA, 1719 nt
Organism: Bactrocera oleae (olive fruit fly)
Lineage: Eukaryota; Metazoa; Arthropoda; Insecta; Diptera; Tephritidae
Gene: JhI-26
Product: Juvenile hormone-inducible protein 26
Source: RefSeq, a predicted model, not a curated record